Suillus paluster is the source of this 2064-nucleotide messenger RNA. RefSeq lists its product as uncharacterized. The record is from RefSeq and is a predicted model, not a curated record. The transcript is spliced from 8 exons. The coding region runs from base 303 to 1808 and encodes 501 amino acids. NCBI's taxonomy places the organism in Eukaryota, Fungi, Basidiomycota, Agaricomycetes, Boletales, Suillaceae.
GUGGCAACACUAACGCCGCCGGCCCGCCCGAGAGUGUCCUCGUAUUAGUAUCGCAUGCAUAGUCUGUCGCAGGGCAAUUAUCUUUGGGGGUCAUUAAUAUUGUUAUCUUUAGCGGCAUUUAGAGGUUCCUUGUGCUAUUACAUAAUCAGUUGAAGAGGGUGAACUUGGUGGCGACGUCGUCGCUACUCCCACGAAUUCGCUAGUGUAGAAGGUAACUAACUAAAUCCCACCAAAGUCGUUCACAUCCCCGUCCCUUGCUCCUCGUCUUCGUCUUCGUCUAUGCCAUAUGUAAAUUCGAAGGCAUGAUAAUACCGGACGAAGACGACCUCAAGUCAAAGGAUCCUCCCGUUGCAACACCCGCCCUUCGUUAUCCAGAACGAGCGGCAGGCCGUCGUCUAUUUAGUCCUUUGCCCGACUAUGAAACGUCGCAGGCCUUGGCCUUGAACGACUUGAACGACUCCUUGAUAACAUUUUACAAACCUCCUCCAAAACGGCGCUUUAUUGACUCCAGGUCCUGGAGAGCUGGCAUAACCGCUUUGGGCAUCUAUAUUAUCCUUUCAAUCGUCAUUGGUAUCCCGAUUAUUGUCAAGAAAUCCCGGAACGAUGAUCCGCAACCAUUCCCCUACUACGCAUCUAACUAUGCUGAUCGCCUGGACAAGAGCACUUCAUCACACUACGUCACGAAUAUCAACAACAUCUCCAGUUCCCUUGUUGAAAAUGGAAUCGUUUGCAACAACUGGACAGACACCAGUCAACUCGACGACGCGCAAGGUUCUGUGGUUGGAGACGUUCAAUAUACUAUAUCAUCCAAUGGCCAGUUCAGCAUUACGUCCAAUACAUCCUACACGAGUAGCAUGAACGUCGUCCUGGGUGAUUUGUUCGUCGGCAUAAAUCCCAACAGCUCCGAAAUAAAUACAAUCAUAUCCAUCAACAUGCAAGCUUCCAGUAUUGACCUCUUCGACCAGACUCUCGUUUGCUUUGCUUUGGCAACCGACAUCACUGGUCUUUCCAUCUACACCCCCGACAACUUGACCUUCGAGGAUCAAUUGCUCUUCAACGUCACCCUUUUGUACCCCCAGUCACCUAUACCUGCCAAAGUCGAAUCUUUCGCUACCUACCUUCCUUUGUUCACACAGACAUUUGACAAUUUUGGUGAAUAUGUCGAUUUCGAGAAGGUUUCUAUAGAGGGCCCUGUUUCCAAAAUAUUUGUCGGUUUGCUGGAAGCCCGCAAAAUACUGGUUGAAACAUCCUUGGAGUCGAUUUUCGGCCAGUUUUCGGCGUCAGAUACCCUCACUGUCAGCACGAUACAAGCGCCCAUCAAUGCUAACAUCACGCUCUUCAAUGAUCCAGACUCGAAUUUCCCAACCAACCUGACGGCAAACGUUACGUUGAACUCACCCAACCAAAACCCCCCCGUGCGUCCGAACUUCAUCGCAAAUUUGCGCACCUUUUCUGGUCAAGCCACAGCAAGUUUCGUACACGACCCGACAUCGCCACCGACAGCCAUAAAAUUGCGCCUAGAGAACGACCUUGGUCCAGCUACUGUCACAUUCGACGAGAAAUAUCAGGGCGUUUUCCAAGUCAAUACAAAACUAGGAACCGUGGCAGUGACGCAGGGCGCCACCUCUUCUUCUGAUCCGUGGGCUGUAGCUUUGGUGCGCAACUACGCACUGGAAUAUGUGUCUAGCACACGGGCGUAUGGUUGGAUAGGCUGGGGACCGCGCUCAGGGUCCUUCCUCACCGAACAACAGGGUGAAAUAGUCUUGGAGACCUCGAUAGCAGAUUGCACCCUGUUUUUUGACGGUUGAGGUUCGCCAUCUCAUUCUCUCGGACGGUUCACUUGGGCUUUGGGUGGUUCACACACACACAGACUUCUCGCACUGAUCUACCAUACUUAUGCACGUCGCUCAGUUUGGUUUAAGAGCUGUGAUCUUCCGUAGGCAUAGCAUGUGUAUUUGCUUGGUAUUUGCACUACUUAUUUGCACUCACUUCACUGUAUAUCAUAAUCACCUGGCAACGUAAUAGAGACAGCCGGAAAGUGGCCGAACUGUAUCGAGUCAAACA